Messenger RNA from Condylostylus longicornis, 1056 nucleotides. RefSeq lists its product as uncharacterized. The coding region runs from base 136 to 663 and encodes 175 amino acids. Gene Ontology annotation, cellular component: endomembrane system. NCBI's taxonomy places the organism in Eukaryota, Metazoa, Arthropoda, Insecta, Diptera, Dolichopodidae. The transcript has 4 exons. The record is from RefSeq and is a predicted model, not a curated record.
CUGCCUUUUCAAAUACCACUAUUUAUAUGGAACGCUCCACGAAAAAUUAAAAAUGCAUAUAAAGAAUAUGCCGAAUUCCGUCACCAGGAAAUAAAACAGAAGAAAAGGGAAGAAGAGGAAGCUAAAAUAAUUGAUAUGCAAAAGACACAGUUAUAUGAAGAAAAAUUAAAGUUAAAAGAAUUAAGAAAACGUAAAGUUAUUGAAAGACCCCCUGAAAAAAGUGAUGCCGACUUAGAAGGCUACUCACAGCUUAAGAAACGAGAUUUAAAUCUUGGUGACAUUGUUAAACCAGUAAAUGAAAAGGUGCAAAUCAGCGGAGGAUUUUGGACAGAUGACGAUAUUGCGCAAUUAGUUAGUUUAGUGAAAAAAUACUCUUCUGGGGUUCCGCGAAGAUGGGAAACAAUAUCUGAAAUAAUGGACCGUUCAAUUUCCGAAAUAACAUUUAUGUCCGCAAAAUUGAAAGAAAACAGCUAUAAAUCUUCAAUUAAUUCAAUUGAUAUGGCAACACCGAAUAUGGGGGAAAUUCCGAUAAUACCACUCGAAGGCAAAAAAACUGGAAAUGGAAAUAUAUUUGUACCACAAAAAGAUUGGUCACAAACUCAACAAAAAGCCUUAGAAGAUGCAAUUACUUUGUAUAAAAAUUAUCCACAAACUGAAAAGUAGAUCAGAAUAGCGGAAUACGUUCCCGAUAAAACAAAAGAUGAAUGUCAGUCACGCUAUAAAUUUUUAGUACAAUUAGUUAAAACUACAAAAAGUAGUAAAGACAAUGAUGGUAAUAAAUUAAAACAGAAUAAUGGUACACAAAGUGAUAGCGCUGAAAAUUCAGAAAAUUCUGAUCAUCUACAGGGUAAUGAUUGUCUUGAUAACACAAAGACUUUAAUUGAAAAGAAAUAUGGUGGAAAAAAAAGAAACUUGCGGAAGCAAAGGAAAAAAAUUGAUGCUGAACUAUACGAAGACAGUGACAUCUCAUGUUGAAAUACAUGUUUAAAUUUUUGUAAAAAAUAUAAAGAUUAAAUAAGAUCGAAUUUCAAUAUUAAACUGCAUUUAAUGUUGUUA